UCGCAUGCCGCCCGUGCGCCGAGACAGCUAUAAUUGCUUGUCUAGCCGGGGGUUCUCUCGUGCUAAUCAGCAAUCCGACACAGGUUCAGCAUCUACCUCCAUCGAUAGCACGAUCAUUCUUCGGCGCAUGUUAAAGAGCCCUGCCUCUCUUUGAGCAGCGAAAGCCAGCCAUGGAUUCAUACCCCAACCGUGAAGCCGGUGUCGACUCGUACCGCCGCCGUUCGCCUGCAGGCAAUGAUCGCCGACCUCGCGGCAGCCGUGGACGAUCAAGAUCUCCGCAACCAAUCGACCGAUACCAGCCUUCACGAGAUCGGGAUGACUAUUACCCUGGAGGAGGUCGCGACGAGCGCGAACACCAUCCUCGUCGACGCCGCUCAUCGCCCCACGCCGUCCCGCCGACAAUCGACAGAUACGUCCCCGGCCAAGAGUCACCGUUCACGCCUACGCUCACGACGAACCCCGUCCCGAACCCGAUGACCCUCGAGUUCCAAGUUGGAUUCAAUUACUUCGCGGAGUGGUGGCGCAUGGAACAGCUCAUGAAGGAGGAGAAAGAGCGCGCGAAGAAUGGUGGCAGAAAGCCCGUGUUGAAGGGUGAAAAAGAGGCUCGGGAGGAGCGAGGGAAGGAGCGGGAGCAGAUCCAGAUCGCGUACGACGAGUACAAGGAACAGCUGCAAAUUCAGAUGGCCCGCACUUUUGUUCGUCUCCACAAGAAUGAGGAGUGGUUCAGGGAACGCUACGACCCUGAGUGCAAGGCCAAAUUCCGCGCAAAGCUGGCAGAAUUUCGUCAAGCCGCAUAUGCGCAAUGGGAAGUGGAUUUGGAUUCGGGUGUUUUCGACGAAUUCACUCUUGAGGGAAUCUACAAGAACGAGAGCAACGGCGCCGGCGGUCUUGUCGAGAAAGAGGAGGGUGAGACCACUGCGGCUAAUGAGGUCCUCGGUGUUGGAGAUCUCCUGCCCUCAAGAGGUGGCGAUCUUCGCGACGAAAACGCCCUCAACCAGCCAACGCUUCUCAUAAAGACCAUAUCUCCUUCAGUUAGUCGCGACAAGAUGGAGGCCUUCUGCAAAGAGCACCUCGAUGAAGGUCCAGGUGGUUUCAAGUGGCUCAGUCUGAGCGACCCUAAUCCCCUCAAGAAAUGCCAUCGAAUUGGUUGGGUAAUCUUGAAUCCUGAAGAGGAUGAGCCAAUGGAAGAGGACCGGGGCGAUGGCCGCGACGCUGAAGAACUCGAAGACAAUGGUAUCAAGCUUGAGUCGGAGUCCUCCGCACCCGUGGGCACUGCUAGUAAGGCGCUCGCUGCAAUCAACGGCAAGACCAUCAUGGAUGAAGAGCGUGGGAACUUUACCUGCCAUGUCGGAAUUCACGAACCACCCCAGGUCCCGCGAAAGAAGGCUCUUUGGGACCUCUUCUCUGCACCCGAGAGAAUAGAGCGAGAUCUACAGUUAGCCGAGCGAUUGGUUGCUAAGAUGGAUGCCGAACUUGGACCUGAAUACGAUGGCGUCGGCAAGAUCGAACAACGUGUGGAUGAGCUUCGUACUAAGGGCUGGCUACAACCUCCGGUCAAUGCCCCUGCCAAGAAAGUGAAGGUGGAGGAAGAAUUGGAGGAAGGAGAGGAUGCCACCAUGGAUGACGAAGAUGAAGAAGGAGCUUAUGAAGACGAGGUCGACGACGAGGAGCUGCUUGCCAAGAAGAAGAAGCUUGAUCUUCUGAUUGAAUAUCUUCGUCGCGUGUUCAACUUCUGUUUCUUUUGCGUCUUCGAGAGUGACUCUGUUCACGAGCUUACUCGCAAAUGUCCUGGAGGCCAUCUUCGUCGACCUCGGUCCAGUCUGACCACCGCGGCGAAAGCAACUGCAAAGGCUACAGCAGAGGGUGUCCCGUUUCCGUACAAGAAGCAGGAGUCAAGCGCAGACGCCGAAAUGGCCUUGUCGCCAGUUGAGCAGAAGAAGACCCCCCAGCUUGGUGUCAAGACUCAACAGCAGCUCCAGCGAGCUUACAAUUGGGUCAAGACAUACGAAGACAAGCUGCUCCAAAUCCUCGAGCCAGAUAGCGUGGAUAUCAAGAAGCUGGGUGGUAAGCCACUGGAAGAGGCCGUCGAGGACGAGCUCACCAAGCACGUGAGGCAAGAAGACGAGUCCAAAUGGCGCUGCAAGGUGCCAGAAUGCACGAAGCUCUUCAAAGGCAGGGCUUUCUGGCGAAAGCAUGUUGAGAAGCGCCACCCAGAGUGGUUCGAAAAGAUGCAGCAAGAUGUGAACUUGGUGAAUGUCUACGUGUUGGACCCUGCGCACAUCGCACCUUCGCGUAGUGAUGCCAACAGCAACGGACAUUUCCCCAUGAACAAUCAUCUCACUGCCGGCACGCCGCGCGGAUUCAACCUCUCCACCAUGCCCUUCAUCCCGGGUGGCGUUGGCAACGGCUUCCCAGGCUCCAUGGGCAUACAAGGAUUCAUGAACCCUGGAGGCAUGAACAUGAGCAGCUGGAACGGCAUGGGGGAUGACGAUCGACACCAGUCAGGACCUCGACGAAACGGCGGCAAUAGAUUCAACAAUCGGGCGCCGGGCCCAUACGAGCGACAGCAGCGAGACGGCCGUAAUCAGCGCUGGAACUCUGGUCGUUUGACGCCUCCGCGAGGAAGCGGGGGUCGUCCUAGCAGCGGCCGGAAUCUGGAAGGUGGUCCUGGCACGUUCCAAUCGCGCGAUGUGAUCCCGGAGCGUAAGUUGCGGAGCUAUGAGGACCUCGAUGCUGUUGGUGGAAGCAGCGCUGAGCUCAACUACUAGCUCUGUGUACACAGGCUUGACAUGUUCUGGCUGUCUUCGAUGCACUUUCAGGAUAGCUGGUUUGCGUGAUGCUGUCCUUUCCAGGCGGUCUUUUCCAGG
Messenger RNA from Mytilinidion resinicola, 2867 nucleotides. RefSeq lists its product as uncharacterized. Lineage: Eukaryota; Fungi; Ascomycota; Dothideomycetes; Mytilinidiales; Mytilinidiaceae. Gene Ontology annotation, biological process: primary miRNA processing; mRNA processing. The record is from RefSeq and is a predicted model, not a curated record. The coding region runs from base 171 to 2768 and encodes 865 amino acids. Gene Ontology annotation, cellular component: nuclear body. The transcript is spliced from 4 exons.